AUGCCCAUAUAUUUUUCGUACCAGCCGCGAGCGUUUGACCAGCUACCGCCACAAUCAAAUCGCUCGCCGCUACAAUUGAACAUGAACCAUAACGCGUGUCUGGCACAUUGCCGCGCUAAGCAGCACUUGCCCUCGCGAAUGCUUCCAGGUUCUCAAAAUGCCGCAGCUGUCAGAUCUCGCGAUAAGAUUCCAUCGCACGAUAUCUUGAUCGAGCCCUUGUUUCUCUACGCUCUGCUCUUCCUACACGCAAUAAUCGCAAUGUUUACGCCCCAGAAGCCACGGCAACGGCCGGGCGCAGCGCACACGCCGAGCAAGACAGUGCCUCUGAAGGGCUUUUUCGAUGAUGGCGUUUGGCAUUGUAAUUGCGAUCCACGAAUCCCAGCCUCCAACUUCCAAGUCAAGAAACAAGGACCGAAUAAUGGACGGUGGUUCUACACUUGCCAGAAGCAAAGAGAUGACGGCGGAUGCGGUUUCUUUCUGUGGAAGGAUGAUGCGGUAGGAAGGGAGAAGCGCGCUGUAAUGGGUAAUUCGAGGAGUGAAGUCGAAAGGCCAGUAACGCCUACUCCGAGGUCAGCAAAUGGGCGGAUUCCGGCGAGAUAUUCACCGGAAGCUGGCUCGGGGGCCGAUCAGGAGGACUACUCGGACUGGUCGCUUUCACCGGAGGAUGAGCGGGACCUGGCUAGAAGACUUGGGCGUGACAAUCCCAUAUCUUAUCCCCCAGAAACACCGCGGAAGAUGAUCAAGACGAAUGAUAUGACAACACCUGGCAGCAAGAGGAAGCUGGACGAGCAUGUAUUGCCCACACCGUCGACCGGUGGAAAGAUAUUGGGGAGAUCAGGUCCUGGCCAUCACGACGAAGACAUUUUCACGACUCCAACUUCGAGACUCAAGGAGGGCAAGUGGGAAGGCAACGAGCGCUUCGGUCUCCGCAGUCCUUCCGGUACACCGACGCCAACUCGGUUCCGCGAAGGUACUGCAUUUACCGAGACGCAAGGCGAUUCUCAAGGUGUUCGACCGCCUCCGAGCUACGACAUUAGUGACGAAAUGUUGGAAUUACUCAAGGACUCUUACAUUGACGGUGACACGAUGGCUCGCUUGAAAGCGUUGCUGUCUAAACAUGCCAUGAGGGUCUCAGGCAUUGCUAAAGGAAGGGACAUAACGAGAGUCGCGCUGAAAGCUAAAGACAGCAAGAUUGCGGAGCUUCAGCAGAAGAUCUCGUCGUUGGAGGCGCAGAGGGAGAUGGACAGAACUGUCAUUCGGCACCUCAAGAGCGAUAUGUCCGAGGGUGUUGAGAGGAGUCGUGGGGAAUCCAGAGGAACAGGCUCAUGA
This is a messenger RNA of Drepanopeziza brunnea f. sp. 'multigermtubi' MB_m1, 1329 nucleotides long. RefSeq lists its product as uncharacterized. Lineage: Eukaryota; Fungi; Ascomycota; Leotiomycetes; Helotiales; Drepanopezizaceae. The record is from RefSeq and is a predicted model, not a curated record. Gene Ontology annotation, molecular function: zinc ion binding.